GUUCACAUCCCCUGUCCCUCUACAAGCUCUAUAUAAUCACCCACUCGAUCAAGUUAUCAUCAAUGUUACCCCUAUACUCGCCGGACCAAUAAUAAUGCAAUCUCAUAUACUAACCUUCGCUCUGUGGUUAACUUUCUCCUUCGUUAACACGCUGGUCUCUCACUCGGGAUAUAACUUCGUUCCU
Molecule: messenger RNA, 184 nt
Organism: Perkinsus marinus ATCC 50983
Lineage: Eukaryota; Perkinsozoa; Perkinsida; Perkinsidae
Product: sterol desaturase, putative
Exons: 2
Source: RefSeq, a predicted model, not a curated record